Pollicipes pollicipes is the source of this 4101-nucleotide messenger RNA. RefSeq names its product YTH domain-containing protein 1. NCBI's taxonomy places the organism in Eukaryota, Metazoa, Arthropoda, Thecostraca, Pollicipedomorpha, Pollicipedidae. Gene Ontology annotation, cellular component: nucleoplasm. The record is from RefSeq and is a predicted model, not a curated record. The coding region runs from base 2194 to 3399 and encodes 401 amino acids. Gene Ontology annotation, biological process: mRNA splicing, via spliceosome; regulation of alternative mRNA splicing, via spliceosome. The transcript has 2 exons. Gene Ontology annotation, molecular function: N6-methyladenosine-containing RNA reader activity; mRNA binding.
GUCGCGCGUGGCCGCCCCAGUGUUGGUUGGCGGCGCGCUCGGCCCCGGGCCGGGACGUUUGGGCCCCAGUCUCUCCAGGUAUUGCACUGGCGGGCCGAGCCGGUGCGCGCGCCGCGCCGGCGCGCCGGCGGACGGUGUGUGUGUGGGGCGCGCGGCCCGCUGUGAGGACCCUGUGUGACGCUGAUGGACGCUGUUGUCCCGGUGUACCACGGACGCCGUCAGCGUCGCGCGCCAGCCGACGGCCCCGCCACCGCCCGGACGUUCAGCACGCACCUCAAGUCGGCUCGCAUCCUUGUUUCUUUUCUCUGCCUUCACCUUGGUUGGCCAGGACUAGUGGGUUUGUGCGCCCGGCGCGCUGGUUCACGCUUGGGCCGAGCGACCUGGCGCCGGGCGCGUCGCUGGCGGAGCAGCACAGUAAGUCAGCGCCCGAAGCCACACGCGGUGCGCGGCGGCCCACAGUGACGCCUGGGAUUACUCCGGUGCCGGCCACGAACUGGCGCGCCAAUGUGGCAACAUGUGCUGGACUGGGUCACGUCUAACGACGUUGGUGAUGCCUGGCUUACGUCACCUUCGUCAGGUGUCUCAGUGUGAAUGUUGAUGACAGGAACACAUCUCGAUUGCGUUGUAACAUCACCUGUAAGUAGGCCUUUUCCUGCUUCCGUUUUCCUACUUCAUUGUCUAUAUAUCCUCGUUCAGGAAGUGUGAUAGUGCGCCAGGGUUCUGCCAGCUGGGAUAUAGCUGAGAUGGCUUUGAUUAUCAUGUUAUGAACUGUACUUAGCCGUUGAAACAGUGAGGUUAUAAAAAAUUAUGGUCAUUAUAUAUUCAUAGCAUCGUGUCAUGGUACACCAUGACAUGAUGACAUGACAGUGUUUCCAUGUGUGGAAUCGACUGCUGUUAUGCGGUCAGCGAAUGUCUUGAAGUGGUCGUCUGUAGAAUGAAAGCAUUCGUUUACUGAAGUUCCCACCUGAUCGUUGUGAAACUGGUAUGUCUGCCUACCUGUCAUUGGCUGAUUUAUUACGGUAUCGUCUGUUGAUGACCGUUGCUAUGUUUCUUGUGUUGUGCCAGUAUGUGGCAAUCAUUCAUUGUGUGGUCAUGUUUCCCUUUUCAGUUCAUCGCGGUAAGUGGCAAAAACGGCUGACUUUACAUUCACUGUCAUCUGAAGCCAAAGAACUGUGUCUUGAAAUUUACAGCUGUUCAGGAGAGCAGAUUCACGGCAUUCACGACGGAUUUGUUGAACCGCUAGACUGAAGCAUCGCGAAUUUCUCAAAACGCUGCCGGGCCUUUUGAAGCAUCAAAUGUUGGCCUUUCUUCAUGGAGCUCAUGAACUUAUGCUGACAGUAGUUGAGCUUGAAUACUAUAUGUGUCCUUUUGCAUUAUACGGUCAUAAAGGCUCUGGAUUUUGUGAUCCCGCAGUGUUGAUACUUAACUAAAACCAAUGUUAUCUGAUAGCGUCCUUUUGCCAGUACCUCCGUUAUCCUGGAAGCCAAUAACUAUAAACAGGAGUUUAAACUUACAACGCCAGAGAAGCGGGUGCUCACAGCCCUCCUUCCUUACGUCAGGUGGCCAUACACGCUGCUCACGUGCUCCAUGCGUGGAGCGCGCUCAAAACCCCAGUCUACGCAUUUGUAGAUGUGGCCUGCUGCGAUUAACUCACUACUUUUUAGUCAUUUAAAAAAAACUAAAUCAAUAAAUUCCGUUUUGAUCUCGAUGACGAAACAAGAUUUCAGGUGAGUGAUGCUGAAAAUUUGAAGGCCAUUGAUUUGCGAGAACGUUUCCUUUUUUAUCGGACCCUUCCCUGCAUUACGAGCCUUCCCUUCUGGGUGUUGUGACACCUGUAUUAUGUUCAACACCAGGGUACGACAAAAUCACCAGCCUGUAUUGUGGCAGCUGUGCGUUGGUGACCACAGUUCGCUUCCACUCGAAUGCUGGCCGGGUCAGUUUCUAUCAAUCCUUGGUGGUUCGGCGGGAUGGCUAACAGGGCACCAUGCUCGCGCCGGUAAUGGGGGUGGCCUGAACGGUGCUGCCUCCGGCGUCGUUGCCGCUCCACAGCCAGUCGUGCCGUACACGUUGGUGCCCGGUAUGGCCGGGGUAAGAGCGGCCUCCCCUGGCCCGGACGGCGCCGCGGCGGCGACAGGCCACCUCUGAGCGACGCGCCGCUGUUCUAGCGCCGCCGGGCCGGCCAGAGCGGCAGCCAUGGAGGCGGGAGGCGAGCAGGCGGCACCGGGCGCCGACAAGGCUGCCGCCAGGGAGCUGGCCGCUGGUGACGACAACUACGACACCCGCUCCGAGGUCAGCAGCUCGUCCAAGUCGCUGCACUCGGAGCUGAGCGUCGACGUGGACGAGGGCUCGGAGCCGAGCGUCUCGUCCGACGACGAGGAGGAGGAGGAGGAGGAGGAGGCGCCGCCGCCGCCGCCGCCGCCUGGCGACAAGGCGCCGGCCAACGGCGAGAAGGCCGCUGCUCUAGCUCCCGCCAGCGGCGGCGGCGGCGGCAGCGGCGGCCGCGAGAGCUACCUCACCAAGCUCAACUACUUGUUCCGCGACGCGCGCUUCUUCAUCAUCAAGUCCAACAACGAGGAGAAUGUGGCGCUGUCUAAGGUGCGCGGCGUGUGGUCGACGCCGCCGCAGAACGAGGCCAAGCUGAACCAGGCGUUCCGCGAGUCGCGCAACGUUCUGCUCGUGUUUUCAGUGAAAGAGAGCGGCCGGUUCUGCGGGUUCUGCCGCGUGUCGAGCGAGUCUCGCCGCGACCUCUCGCCCGUCAGCUGGGUGCUACCGCCCGGGCUGCCGGCGCGCGCGCUCGGCGGCGUCUUCCGCGUUGCUUGGAUCAACAAGAACGACCUGCCGUUUCCCAAGACGGCGCAUCUGUACAACCCGUGGAACAACGGCAAGCCGGUUAAAAUCGGCCGUGACGGCCAGGAGGUGGAGCCGCGUGUGGCCGAGGAGCUCUGCCGGCGGUUUGCACGUGACGACGCUAUCGACAUGAACCCUAUCCUGAUCGACUCGAAGCGCGCCUCGCGCACCGUCAAGACCAGCAAGCCGCUGCUGAUGCCGACGCCGCCGCCGAUGCGUCGCGGCCGGCGUGACUUCCGCGAGCGCGGCCGCUCGCCGCCGCGCUUCCCGCCGCGUGAGCCCGUGCCGCGCAUGUACCCGGAGCUGAUGCGCGAGCUGGCGGCGCGCGGCGCCCCGCUGCCGCCUCUGCCGUACCCGCCGCCGCCGCCGUUCGACCCGAUGGCGCCGCCGCGCUACUACGACGGCCCGCCGCUGCCCGAGUUCGUGCCGGCCGGCCGCAGCGCCGAGCGCCGCAUGUCCGAGUACGACCGCUCGGUGGAGGAGUUCCUGCGCCAGACGUCGGCGCACCGCGAGCGCAGCAGCCGCGAGCGCCGCCACCGCGACCGCCGCUGAGCGGAUGUGAUAGCCGGUGUCGACGGAACGCCCGCGAGGUUUGAACGCGGCCGCGGCCGCGCCGAGCUGUGGCCGCUGUUUAAUGCUCCGCUCUGUUGACAGAGGGCAGAUCCCGAGCUGUGGCCGCUGUUUGAUUGCCGCUGUUUGAUUCUCCGCUCUGUUGACAGAGGGCAGAUCCCGAGAUGUGUCCGUCGAGCGCAGCGCAGAGCAUGCCCUAGCAUUCUGUUGUUUGUAUGCCCUCCUGCGCGAGGUUCGGCCGGGGCGGGAGCCAGUGUUGGUCGGGGCGAGGUGUACCGUUUUUGGGAGUGUUGGUCCUGGUCCGACGGACGUGGCGGCCAAUAGCGGGCCAUCACUACAGUGGGAGUCGGCCGUUCCCUGACGGUCAUGAGCCUUCGAUACGGAGACUGCUGGCUGUCGAUGGCGGGAUCUCGUGUGCCGUGGUCGCUGGAGCCCUCGUCAGCGGUCUCCGGCGGUAGGUGGCCGACACUGGACGGGGUGGCAGUGCGUGAGGCCAAUGACGAGCCCUACGCUGAUGAGGUGGAGCCACUGACAUGCUCCGUGUUCGUGAUAGUCGCCUCUUGGGGCGGGCGCCCGCUGUCGGUAGCUCUUUGUCAGCCGUUAGGCACGUGACUAGGUGUUUUGAUGUAUAUGGAUCACAUGUUUUGUCAUCCGCUACGUAGGAAAUGCAUAGACCAUGAGUUU